AUGCGCAGGUUCUCGAGCCCCGGACUGGACACCAAAACAAGGCAACUGACAAAAGGGAUGCUACAACAGCAGCAGCAGCAGAACCAGCAGCCCAAGCAGCAGCAGCCCCAGCAGUCCCACCCCAAAGGCAGCAAUCGGGGUGGGGGCGGGGGUGGGAAAUCCUCAGCAGCCUGCCCAGCCUCCUCCUCUUCCUCCUUCUUUGGCAAGCUGGCAAAGGUUCUCAACUUUCUCUUCUACCUCACCCUCAUUGUCGGGGCCGGCUUCUCCGCCUGGUAUGUUCAUAACAUUUUGGAGGAAGUCCAUCAGAUCCGGCACCGGAAUGAGGGCUUCUCCAGGCAGAGAGAGGAGCUGGGGCAGGGCUUGCAAGGCGUCAUGCACAAGUUGCAGUCGCUGCAGUCUACGUUUGUGAGUUUUGAGUCCAUCUUGAAAAACUCCCAACAUAAGCAAGAGCUGACGGAGAAAGCGAUCAAGCAAGGGGAGAACGAGAUCAAUCGUAUCAGCGAAGUGCUGCAAAAAUUGCAGAACGAGAUCCUGAAGGACCUUUCCGAUGGCAUCCAUGUGGUCAAGGAUGCCAGGGAAAAGGAUUUCAACUCCCUGGAGCACACUGUGGAAGAGAGACUCACAGAGCUCACCAAGUCCAUCAAUGAGAACAUCGCCAUAUUCACAGACGUCCAAAAGAGGAGCCAGAAGGAGAUCAACGAGGUGAAAGCCAAGAUCUCUUCUCUGGAGGAGACCGAUUGGUACAAGCAUGACUUGAAGGCUCUGAGGGACGUGGUGGAUGGACUUCAGAGCUCGGUGAAGUCCAGAGAAAAGGAUAUCGAGUCCUUGAAAAAUUCCCUGGAGACCAUGGAGUCUGACGUCUAUACCGAGGUCAAAGAGCUGGUGAGUCUGAAGCAGGAACAGGAAAAAUUCAGAGAAGCCGCCGACAAUGAACAUCUCACGCUGCAGUCCCUGAGGGAGAAAAUCCUUCAGGCGGAGGCUUCCUUGUCCCAUCUCCCCAAUGAGAUUAAGAGACUGCAAGAAGACGUGCGCCAGGUCAAAGCAAACUCUAACCAACAAGACGAGAAUGACCUUCUGAGGAACGCAGAUGCCUUAGACUCCCUUCAGAGGAGGAGCGAUGAUUUCGAUUCCAAGUUUGAGCACCUGGAAGGGAGCCUCCAGGCCAUCCAGACGGCUUCUUCUCAACAGACGAAGACUCUGGAAUCCCUCCUUUCCAAGAAUGAAGAGCACGAGCAUCAGCUGGCUGCCCUCCAAGAACAUCUCGAAGGCAUCACGACUUCCCACGGCCUGCUGGGCGCCGAUAAGGAUGGCCUCGAAAGCACCGUGAGAAGCCUGGGCGAGUCUCAGCUCUCCUUAUACAAUGACGUGGAGGAGCUGAAGAGAAGCGUCAGCGAGCUUCCCAGCGCCGUGGACUCCCUCGAGAAGGUGCAGAAACAAGUGCGCUCGCUGCUCGAGAAAGCCCACGGGGACACUUCUCUCCCUCCCGACUAUCUAGAGAAACUGGCAUCUGUAGAUGACUUAAGGUCCUCCUUAAGCCAACUGGAAUCAGACCUAAAAAUGGUUAGGACUGCCGUGGACAGUCUGGUCGCCUACUCAGUGAAAAUUGAAACCAAUGAGAAUAAUUUAGAGUCCACGAAAAGUUUAUUGGACGACCUGAGGAGUGAUCUGGACCGACUGUUUGUGAGAGUCGAGAAAAUUCACGAAAAAGUCUAAACGAGUUAUCAAUGCUGGUGUGGAAUUUCAAAGUCUCCCCUCCUGACCCCCCCAGUCUCUCAUGGCCAAAAAAAAAAAAAAAUGAAAUAAAAAUUGUCCCUCUUUGUAACGAGCAAUAGACACUCAUGGUAAUUCCUGGGCAUUCUCCAGUGCCCCCUUUCCAACCCAUUUAAUUUAUUUGCCAUAUUAGGCUAUACCUGUGAAAACAGGGCUACGGUUGCGUCAUUAUAUUCUAUCCGUUUUUGGUUUCGUUUUCUCCCUGGAGGGCCCCCAUCUUCAGGAAUCCAAGGUUCCUUCUAAAAAGAUGUUUUGAACAUCCCGGAAGGGUGAGAAUGACUUCGGGUGGUGAUAAACAAGAUCAGAUUCGUGUUUCGCCUCAAAAGGCCACCUUGGCCGCCAUUUUUUACUGAAAAUUGUCCUUAAGGAAAAUAAAUUUUUUUUUUUUUUAAUGGGAGGGGGGAGGGCCCAAGUUUUCCAUGAGAUGUCAGUCACUUAUAAGUCUUCCACUUAAAAGCUGGUUGGAAACCAGAAACAUCAGCACAAUUUAGGGAAAAAAAAAUAUACCAAUUCCUAGUGUUUGUUUGUUUUAAACUACUUUACCAUAGUUCCUCCCAUAGGUGCUUUCUCAUAGUUUCUCUUUUAUCCCUAUUCUUCUCAUCCCCAUUCUAUACAUCCUUUAGCGAUAUCCAAGGUUACUAUGCAAGACUCGGAAGGCUCCGAAUGCCAAGAUGGGGCAUCCACCCUGAGUAAUCCUGAGCCCAUCUGUGCCAAAUCUCUAGUUGGGUCAUCAGAUAACUCUUAGACUUAGCAGCCCGGAACAGGGGUCUGAUAUAUUCUUGAAUCAUAUCCCAGGAGCAGCACAGCGGAAUGGGGCGUCCCCUCAGGUAUGCAGACCAAAUGUCUAUAACCUAUUUGUUUUUUUUUUUAAAGUUUUUUUAAAAAAUGAUACUCAUGGAAAUCUAACAAUAGAUUCCUGCCUGUCAGUGGAAAAAAAAAAAAAGGAUGCACUGCGUUUUCAUGUCAUUGUUCGCUCUGUCCCCGUCCCGAGCUGCACUGUCCCCGAUGCUCUGUCCUGUCCUGUCCUAUCAAGCCAUUUUGUUUUUCCUCCAUUUGGAUUAAUUUCAGACGUUCGUUUAGUUGACUGUGAAAUGAACUGAACUGUAUGGCUUCUUUACAGUAUUUUUAAUUCUUAAUAAACACUUUGGAGCUUUGUA
This is a messenger RNA of Gracilinanus agilis (Agile Gracile Mouse Opossum), 2927 nucleotides long. RefSeq names its product cytoskeleton associated protein 4 (gene CKAP4). Bases 1 to 1713 code for a protein of 570 amino acids. The transcript has 3 exons. Gene Ontology annotation, cellular component: rough endoplasmic reticulum. The record is from RefSeq and is a predicted model, not a curated record. NCBI's taxonomy places the organism in Eukaryota, Metazoa, Chordata, Mammalia, Didelphimorphia, Didelphidae.